AUGACGGAAAACGAAGGAAAGCGUGAGAAAAUGGAAAAACUGAAGAAAGGUAAAAGCAUGAUCGUCUUCACCGGAACUGCUGCAGUGCUCGCAAUCGCCUUAAACCUCGUUAUCACCGCCAUCAAACACCAUAAAGACAAAAAUUCAAAGAAGAAAGAUCUUGAAGGUUCUAAGGUGAAGGUUAAUCUAUCUGCAUCUGAGAUUGUUAAGUUAGCAAACCAAAUCAUUACUAAGUCAAAUGAGGUUCACAAUUCCGUUGCUUCAGUGCCUCUCGAUAAGGUUACAUAUGCAAAUGUUAUAUCACCUCUUGCUGAACUUCAAGCGCAACAGUUUCCGUUGAUUCAAUCUUGUUUGUUACCUAAGUUGGUAUCUAGCCAGGAGGAUGUGCGCAAAGCAAGUGCAGAAGCAGAGCAAAGAAUAGAUGCGCAUCUUGACACAUGCAGUAAACGUGAAGACAUAUAUCUUGUCGUUAAAGCAUUUGCAGUGAGGGGGGACUGGGUGAAUGCUGAAACCAAAAGCUUUGUUCAAAUUCUGGUGAGAGAUUUUGAGCGAAAUGGGUUGAACCUCAGUGCAAGCAAAAGAGAAGAGUUGAUGCGUCUAAGAGCUCAGAUUGAUGAGUUAAGCACUAUUUAUAUCCAAAAUCUCAAUGAUGCUAGCGCAUUUCUUCCCUUCAAUGAGGCGGAGCUAGCUGGAUUACCUCUAGAAUUUCUCAAGGGUUUAGAUAAAUCUGAAAAUGGACAGUUGAAGAUCUCCCUGAGAAGCCAUCACGUCACAGCUGUACUUGAAUUUUGCAAGGUAGGAACUACAAGACGGAUGGUAUCACGGGCGUAUGGAAAUCGAUGUGGAGAAGCUAAUCUUUCUAUUCUAGAAAGUCUGGUGCAACAGCGUCAUAAAUAUGCUCGUUUACUUGGCUAUUCAUGCUAUGCCGAGUAUGCCGUUGAUGUUAGAAUGGCAAAAACACCAACAAAGGUGUUUGAGUUUCUGAAUGACAUAUCCAUACGUAUAACUGACUUGGCUAUGAAAGAACUUGAUAUUUUGAAAGAUUUGAAGAAGAAAGAGGAAGGGGAGCUUCCAUUUGGAAUCGAAGACCUACUGUAUUAUGUAAAACGAGUUGAAGAGCAGAGUUACGAUUUGGACUUUGGCGAGAUCAAGCAAUACUUACCAAUUAGUUUAGUUCUAUCAGGAGUCUUCAAAAUUGUCCAAGAUCUUUUUGGUUUAAGGUUUGAAGAAAUUAUGGGAGCUGAAGUUUGGCAUUGUGAUGUUCGUGUAUUUUCAGUAUUUGACUUAAGUUCAAGUGAACUCUUGGGUUAUUGCUAUCUUGAUUUAUUCUCAAGGGAGGGAAAAUAUGGUCACAGUUGUGUGGUGCCUCUCCAGAACAGUGCAUUAACAAUCAGUGGGUCACGACAGAUUCCAGUUGCAUUACUAAUAUCUCAGUAUCAAAAGGAGUCUGACUGUAGUCCUGGAUUAUUGCGGUUUUCUGAAGUGGUCAAUCUUUUCCACGAGUUUGGUCACAUGGUUCAACACAUUUGCAACCGUGCUUCAUUUGCUAGAGUUUCUGGAAUACGCGUUGAUCCUGACUUCGUAGAAAUACCUGCUCAACUCUUACAAAACUGCUGUUAUGAAAGCUUUUUCCUGAAGUUGAUAUCUGGAUUUCACCAGGAUAUCACAAAGCCCUUAAAGGAUGACCUAUGCAAAUCAAUUAAAAGAUGGAGAAAUUCUUCUUCUGCACUUAAAUUGAAGCAAGAGAUUCUAUACUGUCUUUUUGAUCAAAUCAUACAUUCUGCGGAUAACAUAGAUAUUCGUGAGUUAUUCAAGCAUCUUCAUUCCAAGGUGAUGUUAGGGUUGCCGGUAUUAGAAGGAACCAAUCCUGCCUCCUGUUUUCCUUUUAGUGUCGUUGGUUAUGAGGCCGCAUGCUACAGUCGUAUAUGGAGUGAGGUUUUUGCUGCUGAUAUAUUUGCUUCAAUGUUUUGCAAUGGUGUUUCAAACCAGCUUCCCGGUAUGCAAUUCAGGAACAAGGUAUUGGCUCCAGGUGGAGGGAAGGAUUCUAUUGAAUUGAUAUCAGACUUUUUAGGAAGAAAACCCUCAAUUCAAGCUUACUUUGAGAACAAAACCAAAUACAGUACUUUGUAA
Molecule: messenger RNA, 2130 nt
Organism: Lathyrus sativus (Indian pea)
Lineage: Eukaryota; Viridiplantae; Streptophyta; Magnoliopsida; Fabales; Fabaceae
Source: the annotation of a GenBank genome assembly